Molecule: messenger RNA, 677 nt
Organism: Adelges cooleyi (spruce gall adelgid)
Lineage: Eukaryota; Metazoa; Arthropoda; Insecta; Hemiptera; Adelgidae
Exons: 2
Coding region: 33-677 (214 amino acids)
Source: RefSeq, a predicted model, not a curated record
CGUCGCGGUAUGUGAGCAUAACAAGUCACUAUAUGAAAACUAUAUAUACACUAAUGGGUGAUAUACUAUCAAGCGUCAUGGAGAAGCCUGAAAAUACACAGACUACAUUUCUCUCAGACACCAAUCUUUCAUUAACUAAAAUGGUUUAUAAGGAUGAAAAUGUGCUGGUUAUUGAAUCUCAAGCUGUAAAUGGAUGUCGCAUUCUACUUAACCGUAGAGAUUUGAUGAAACUGGCUGAACUAGAAUAUAUUGUUCAUGAAUGUGUUGAAAAACACUUGGCAAUUACAACGGAAAACGUGUAUCAACAAAUCGAAAUGAUUAUAAAAUAUUACAUGGGCUGUUUCUUCCCAACCAAGGAAACAAGCAGAACAGAGUUGUUAAGAUGUAUCAUGGAGGUAUCAUGUAUUACUAUAACUUCAGCAAUAGAGCCGAUGAGUGAACCUAAUUAUAUUAGUGAAAUUAAAAGAUUUGCUGUUGAAGAAUUGGCUGACGUCUGGAUGAAGAAAAUAACUGACCGAAAUGACAUACCUAAGGCAAUCGAUGUAAAUGAUGGUCCAACUCGAUACGAUUGGCGUGGUGAAGAAGAAUCACAAUGCUUCUCCUUUUCAACACAAGCAUACGACAACUAUAAACACACGGAGAAGUCAACAUGGGCACCUCGAAAACUUGAAUUUUAA